This is a messenger RNA of Cryptosporidium ubiquitum, 1779 nucleotides long. RefSeq lists its product as uncharacterized. Gene Ontology annotation, biological process: mitochondrial RNA processing; regulation of mitochondrial mRNA stability. Gene Ontology annotation, cellular component: mitochondrial matrix; ribonucleoprotein granule. Lineage: Eukaryota; Apicomplexa; Conoidasida; Eucoccidiorida; Cryptosporidiidae. The transcript has a single exon. The record is from RefSeq and is a predicted model, not a curated record. Gene Ontology annotation, molecular function: RNA binding. The coding region runs from base 1 to 1779 and encodes 592 amino acids.
AUGAAAAUGCAGACAUGCAAUAGUGCAAUGCUGCAUUCUGAAUAUGAUGAACAUGCUCUGACAAAUUCAAAAAAAAUUUUCCUUGGCCCAGAAAUUUGUCAACAUUAUGACUUCGAGAGAGUUUCUCACUAUUACAAUAAUCAAUGUUUGAAUCCUUAUGACCACUCAAGCACCAUUUAUUAUAAUGGAAUAUUAUAUUCAAGGAAUGAAAAUAUUGUGUUUAAUUUGAAAAUGAAUAAGAUAAUAACCGCUUCUAGCUCACUUAAAGAGCUUUUGGGAUUGGUUAAUUCCCAUAUUUACUAUUUAAAUGAAAAAAAUAUGGCAUCAAUAUUAUACAAAAUAGCUACAUUGUGCCAAAAUAACAAUUCGAAAGGGAGGAUAAAACGAGACGAAAGAUUUAAGUUUCUCUUGGAUGUAAUGGUAUUUAGAAGUAAUUUUCCAUCUAGAUUUUCUCCAAAAGAGCUUUCGAGUAUCGUUUGGUCACUUGUAAAACUUGGAAUGAAUAAUCAUAUUCUGUUUGAAAUAGUAGGUAAUGAAUCAAUAAUACAAUUAGAAAGAUUUGUCUCAAUUAACCUAAGUAUAAUAUUGUGGUCCUUUGCAAAGGCCGAGAAAUUCAAUAAAAAUCUGUUUGUUUAUGCAAUUCCAAAGAUACUUUCAGAGCUUGAGAAUUUAGAACCUCAACAGAUUUCUAAUAUUGCAUGGUCAUAUUCAAAGGUUGGACUUAUUUCACCUCACCUAUUUGAGAAUCUUAAAAGGAGAAGCAUUAAAACCAUAGAUAAAUUUCUUCCAAUACACAUUUCAAUGCUUUGCUAUGCAUUUUCAUUAGCUGACAUUGUUCCAAAAGAUUUGUAUGAGUUAAUUUCCAAGAUGGAAAUAAGUUCAUUUAGUCCAAAAGCAUUAGUUCACAUUUUUUGGUCAUUUUCAUUAGCAGAGCUUAAAUUUCCUGUAAACUGGGUUUUCUGGAUCCUUGAUAAUGAAAGAAUAUCUUUUUUAAGUCUUCAUGAGCUAGGUCUUUUAAUUUAUUCAUUUUCACUGAACUUUAUUAAGGGUUCUGUCCUAAUUAGACAUUCAAAAUUAAGUGAUGAUAAUUUUAUAAGUAAUAAUCAUCUCCAAAAGACAAGCAUCACAAAAGCACUUUCAAUAAAAGAUAGGGACCCUGAAAACUGUAUAAUUGAAUGGAAUAACUCAUUUGAAUUUUUAAAUAUUAUCCAAGUUAAACCUGGUAGCAAUCUGAAUGAUUAUGAUUACUUCAUUUGGGAUACUUUGGAUAAGAUAUCCACAAAACUGUAUGAAAAAUUUAGAAAAGUUCAAGAAAUUUCUGAUAUAAUUUGGAUUCUGGCAUUUAUUGGAAAGGACAUUACUAAAUUUAUCGAGAAAGCUAAUAAAAAGCUUCCAAAUGAGCUGAAUCAAAUCAUUAAUUACUGUGAUUUCUCUACAAAACCCAGUGAAAAUUGUUGUACUGGCAUUGAAGACACAAGCUCUGUUUCAAUUUCUUCUCAUACAAGCCCAUUUUCCACAUGCUGUAAUAGUGAAUCUCCUGUUGGCCAAUCCAGUCCGGCUACUUCUGAGAAUACCAAUAAAAAUCUAGACCGUGUUUCAACUUAUACAAUAAAUAAAUUAUGUGAUUCGGAAGUUCAUAUUUCCUUGAUUGACUACAACCAAUCUUCAAUUAACUCUGAAUCUAAUCAUUCAAUUUCUGGAAAUUCGAAUUCCAUUCUUUCAACUCUAGCUUUAUUUACAUACAAUCUGCUCCUUGUAUUUAUCGUUUUAUUUUAUUAA